Messenger RNA from Aphidius gifuensis, 3339 nucleotides. RefSeq lists its product as uncharacterized. NCBI's taxonomy places the organism in Eukaryota, Metazoa, Arthropoda, Insecta, Hymenoptera, Braconidae. The record is from RefSeq and is a predicted model, not a curated record. The transcript is spliced from 7 exons. Bases 273 to 1733 code for a protein of 486 amino acids.
AGCAACCCUGGGAGCAUCGACGCUUUAAAGCGCAAUGUGACGUGUUUCGUUUUCAUUAUCUUCCAUAUUACACAAUUACAAACAUUUAAAAUUUAUUUCAAUUGAAAAUUGUAUUAAUUUAUAUAUUAAUUUUAAUGAUUGAACUAGUGAAUAAGUGGAUCGAUUGUUGUUUUAAUUUAACAAUAGCUACGUGUGUGUUGUAAUCUUGGGGCGUCGUCAGGUUAGGUUCACCCUCAACCACCAAGAAAAAAGAACAACGUAAAUUGGAGACAAUGAUGGAAGACGAUGAUCAAGAAGAGUUACGUUAUACAACUGGAAGUGAUGUUGAAAUUGAAGAAUACACUGAUACUGAAGAAUCAACGUAUCCAGUUUAUCAACAAUCAGACAAGUUGUUUGACAUUGAUUCACCUUGUUGGCAAAAUUUUAUUUUUCUCAUCACGCUCAGCAUUGUCAUUGUCUCAAUCACAGCCUCCAUAAUCAGCUAUCCACUCUAUCAUGAGAGUAUCAGUGCAGCAUCAAGUGCAUAUGCAGGAUUACUCUUCACCGCAUUUUCAAUGACCUGUAUCCUCGGUGUCAUCUGUUUCAUUGUCGAGAAGAUCUCACCACCACCAGCACUCAUACCAAAUAGCAUGAGAAUAAAAAUUCCACGUUGCAGUCUUGUCAAGAUAAGUGUUAUAUACGCAUUUGCUGGAAUUCUCAUGAACCUCUCGUUGGAUCAAAACCGAGUACUCUGUCAUCUACAAGAUCCCAUCAAGGGCAUAACUCUUGUUUUUUCUCUUGUAUAUUAUUUUAUAUUUUCACGAAAAAUGAUGAGCUUGCAGCGAAUAUUUUCAAGCACAACAAUUAUUGUUGGAUUAUUUAUAAGUGUUGAUUAUGGUCUUUGUGAUGAAUUUCGUUGUAGAGGUCGUGAAGUUCCAGCUCAUGCUGUGACAUUGAGAGGAACAUGGGGUAUUCGAGCUGUUUGGACUGUUAUUUAUGUUGUAGCACUUGCAACAUUUGCGUUAUUUUUUACACUAUUGGAAGUACAUUUUAGCAAUGGUCAAAGAAAUAAUUGUCGUAUGUUAUCCAUACAAAACAAUUCUUUUCUUUAUACUGUAUCAAGAUUGGUGUCAUCACGUGACAUUAGACGAAGAGGAUCAGAGGAAGAAGGUGGUCGUUUAUUGCACGUUACUGAUCCUGAUCCAACAAUAAAGCAAAAACACUAUCCAAAACCUCCAGUACUCAAGACACUUUUUCACAUUCAUGUCGUUGCUUUUAUUGUCAUUUUGGCAUUCAGUUGGAUCGAUACUGUGCCAGGAAUCGGCAGGGGCUUAAGUCCAAAUGAUUUGUACAAGACAAUUGUACAUGGUUUCAAGUGUCAUUUUUGGGGUGGUACUACGUGCUCAAAUGUUGCAAAUCAUGGAUGGAUAUUUAUUUUUUCAUAUACUGUAUUUUUUAUAUCAUCUGUUAAUUUUCUUGAAAUGUGUGAAAGUGCUGUUUUUACAGUUGCAGCAAUGAGUACUUCAUUGCCACUCACUGGUAUUUGGUGGAGUAUUUAUAAAAUGGAUAUUGAUGCAAAUAAAGCAAUGAUUAUUUGGUCACCUGGUGUUACUGGAGAAUUGAUUUGUGCAUUACUUGGUCUUCCUAUUGUUCUUCUUGGUCUUGGAUUACUUGUAAGAUCACAUUUUCGUGAUUGCCAACAAAAUUAUCAAAAAAUUACUCCAGAUUUACAUCGUGAUAUUUGUCAGAGAUAAAUCAAACGUAAAUAACUCAAUUAAUAAAAGCUUAGAAAAUAAUUUGAGUUAAAUUAAAUUGAUUUGAUUUAAAACGAAAAUCAAAAACAAAGUCAAAUUAAUUUCUAAAUUAUGCCAAUAAAUUCACCGAGCCAAAUUGUUAGCAGUUUAAAUUUUUUAUUUAUUAGAUUUUUUUAAUAAUAAAUAUACAAGACAUAGUAUGCGCAAAAAAUAAAUAAAAAAAAAACAUGAAAGUAGCUUUAUAGAUUGAUAAACAAAAAUGACGAGAAUAUUCUUAGCUAAUUUUUGAAAAAUGUAUAAAUGUAUUUUUUUUUUGUCUAUUUUUUAAAACCAAUUUGUUCUUCCUCUAAUUUGCCAAACCACAUGAGUAUUAUUAUUAUCGUAAAACAAAAAUAUAAUUAUAGAAAAAAUGUUAGAAGAAAAAAAAAAUGAAUUUUUUAAAAAUUCUGAAUGGAUUUAUAGUUGUUGAUAUUGGUGUGACAAUAUUUUGUAUUUAUAUUAAUCAACAUACCUUUUUAAUUUCGUUUAUUAAACACUCGAAAAAAUAUAUAUUUAUAUUUAAUUGUUGAAUGACAAUAUUGACAUUUGAUGCUUGGGUCUUUAACAAUUAAUUUAUAAAUAAUAUAAUAUUUUUGUUUUUAUUUUCUAAUGAUUAUUAGAAAAGUUAAAAAGUGAUGUUAGGAGAUAAUUAUUAUAGAAUAAAUUAUAAAUUUUUUGAAAAGUCAAUGGGAAUUAUAUUCUACUUAAAUGUGUCAAUAAACGUCCACAUUUUUAUAAUGACAAUUUUAAUUAAAACAGUGAAUAUUAUUUCAACUGGAGGAAAUGUAAACAAUAAUAAUUUUUAGCAGGGUCAAUUGAUUGUUUUUUUUUUUUUUUAACUUCUUUUUUUGAUUUUUUUUUAUAAUUAAUUAUUCAACAAAAAAAAAAAAACAGUAUAACAAUUGCGUCCGAAAUUGAAUAUCUUAGUUGGUCGUUUAUACAUAGAUUUUAAAUGAAAUAAAAAAAAUUAUUAAUUAAUGAAAUAGAGAACAAACAAAAAAGUGUUUAUAUUUUUAAAAAAAGCUCAGUGAAUUAGGAACGUAUUCAUUCAAAUUAUACAACAAAAAUAAACAAAAAAAAAAAAAGGUAAUAAAUAAAUUUUGUAUUCACAACAUUAAAUUAUUGUUAUAAUAAUUAAAAAUAAAAGACAAAAAAAAAAGAAAAGAAAAAUAGAAUCAUGUUAUCAAAACCCAGCAAACAAAUUUUUCUUGUAAAAAGUAUAAUCUUUUCGUUAGCUAAUUGAGAAAAAUUAUAUUUUUUUAUAGCAAAACCAAAAACGAAUGAUUUCAAUGAAAUGACAAAUAGCAAAAUGAAUAAAAAUUUUAUGUAAAAUUCGUUCCUAUAACACUGUUGUUAAAUUUAAAAACUAAAUUAACAAAAAAAAAUAUAUAUAUGCACAUCUGUGCUCUAGGUGUCAUGAAAUAAUGAAAGCAAUUAGAAAAUUAUGAUAAAUAAAUAAAUAAAAAUCUGCUCAACUGGAAUAAAAAAAUGUACCAUCUUGGAGUAUUGAUUAAUCACAAGUUGGAUAGUCUUUCAAUGUUAAAUCGACUUAACUUAAUGUAACUUA